GCUGGCUUGACGUCGGUGCUGGUUUUGCACAGUUAUUUUGGUAAAUUUUGUGAUCGAAUUCCGCGCAAAUAUAGUCUCAAAAUUGUUAAGGAUGAAUUUCAGGGACACUGUGGUAAAUGCAUUUAGCCAAAAUAAGAAAGCGCUUCUCUAUGCAGCAGGAGGUAUUGUAGCGUCCCUGGGGUUGGGAUUUGGAUAUAAAUACUUACUGAAACCCAAAAAAGUUACUCGUGUAGGAGUUGUGUCGCAACUUAUUAUCCAUCCCCUUAAAUCUGGGAAAGGUCUAAGCGUGACCACCGCCGAAUGCUUAGACAUGGGUUUGAAAUACGGUGAGCUCAAGGACCGACACUGGCUUGUGAUCACAGAAGAUGGCCACCAGGUGACGGGCCGGCAGGAGCCACGUCUGGUCUUGGUGUCAAUGACCAUUGAAGGGGGAGAACUAUGUCUGAAUGGCCCUGGCAUGGAAGAGCAAAGGAUCCCCCUCCAACAGCCUGGCAACGCUGUGGCAAACUGCAGGGUGUGGGGAGCAGAUAUUCAGGGCAGGGACUGCGGUGACCAGGCUUCUCUCUGGAUUUCACGCUUCCUGGACUCUGGCAAGACUUUCCGCCUGGUGCAGUUUGAGUCCCAUAUGAGACCCAGGAGACCUGUGGAGAAGGAGCCCCUUUUCCCCCCCAGUGAAAAGGUGGCGUACCCUGACAUUGGCGCCGUCAUGCUGCUGUCUGACGCCUCGGUGACAGACUUGAACACCAGACUGGAGCGGGACGUCACCGUGGCUCAGUUCAGACCAAGUGUGGUUGUGAGUGACUGUGCAGCCUAUGCAGAGGACUCCUGGGAUGAGAUUCAGAUUGGCGAUGUGCGGCUCUCUCGGGUGAUGUCCUGUGGCAGGUGUAUUUUUACCAAGGUGAACCCUGAGACAGCAAUCGUGGACAGUAAACAGCCUUUGGAAACUCUCAAAAGUUACCGCCUGUGUGACCCAUCGGAGAAGCACAUCUAUAAAAGCUCCCCGCUGUUCGGGCAAUACUACAGUGUCAGGAGAUGCGGAGUUCUCAAGGCUGGAGAUCCUGUUUACAGAAUAAGUUACUGAGCUGAGCCAGAACAGGCCCAAACCAUGAUGCUGGCAACCUUUCAGAUGACCCAGUCUGAGACAAUCUGUGCCAAGGAGAUAAUUACUUUUCAGAUUUACAGUCAAGUUAGCUUGUUGUUAACACUUAUGAUUUUUAAGAAGAAUCACAUUGUGUGAAUUGAUCAGUAACAAAACACUAAAUAUCAGCUGGGAGCCUGGGCAGAGAUAGGUUUAAUAAAUAGGGACUGUUUGAAUGAACAUCUGUAGCUGAAAUAAUUUAAUGAAAACAGAGGGAACACACUGUUCUCACACAGCACUCUCACACACAACACACACACCAUCAUUCUUACUUUUUACUACUCAUCUGUAAUAUACUAUUAAUCUGCAUUACUAAUUUCAUAGGCACUAAUGAACAAAGUGAAAAAGCUGCCUCUUUCACAAAUAACGUAAGGUGUAAGGUGUUCAAAAGUGUUACAUUUAGCACAAAGAAUUAUAAGUUUAAAAACAUUCAGUAUUUCAUUGCACUGUACAUGAUUUGGCAAUGAUUUGUAAUGUUUUUUGUAAUGUAAUGUUUUUCAUAUAUCCUAAUGUUUCAUAUAUCACAUAACUUCUUUCUGUGUUCUGGUCAGACAUUAAUUACUAAAAACUGAAUAAAAAUUUUGGCUUAAACUCUGGCAGUCCUCAACAUAAAGAAGGG
This is a messenger RNA of Megalops cyprinoides (Indo-Pacific tarpon), 1757 nucleotides long. RefSeq names its product mitochondrial amidoxime-reducing component 1-like. Gene Ontology annotation, cellular component: mitochondrial inner membrane. Gene Ontology annotation, biological process: nitrate metabolic process. The record is from RefSeq and is a predicted model, not a curated record. Bases 92 to 1081 code for a protein of 329 amino acids. The transcript is spliced from 7 exons. Gene Ontology annotation, molecular function: molybdenum ion binding; molybdopterin cofactor binding; pyridoxal phosphate binding. Lineage: Eukaryota; Metazoa; Chordata; Actinopteri; Elopiformes; Megalopidae.